AUGUUGAGUAAUAUUGCUCGCCGUGGUUUCGCCUCGACAACUGCAACUGCGAGACUCGCAGCCCUCAGGCAGCUCAUCAAUACCAAAGCGCCUAAUGAUGGUGUUAUUCGCGCUAUGGAGGCGCACUCAGGCCUCUCCGCGAUGAUAGUUGAACAGACUCGAGCUCACAGGCCUGAUGGUUCGGAGGCUAAGUUUGAUUGCUUAUGGUCCUCUUCACUGACCUCGAGUACGCUGAAGGGAAUGCCUGAUAUCGAAACGGUUGAUACCACCCAGAGACUGCAGAUUGUCGAGGACUGUCUUGAUGUAUCAUCGCUGCCUAUGAUCUACGAUGGUGAUACUGGUGGAGAGGCCGAGAUUUUCCGCUUCACAGUGAAGAAGUUGGAGCGCCUUGGUGUUGGAGCUUGUGUGAUUGAGGAUAAGACUGGACUCAAGCAGAACUCCCUCUUUGGCACAGAGAGGAAGCAGCAACUGGCUGACGUUGAUGAGUUCUGUGACAAGUUGGCCGCUGGUAAGGAUGCUCAGGUCACCAACGACUUUAUGAUCUUCGCUAGAGUUGAGGCAUUGAUUGCUGGUCUAGGACAGGAAGAGGCUAUGCGCCGCGCCACAGCAUACCUGGAGAAGGGAGGCUGUGAUGGUAUCAUGAUCCACUCUAGGCAUAAGGAUCCUCAGGAAAUUUACGAGUUCCUUAAAGUAUUCCGUGAGCAAUAUCCUGAUAAAGUCAAGACGCCGAUCAUCCUAGUGCCUACUAGCUACAACAGUGUACACGAGUCUGAGCUAGCCGAACAUGGCGCGAAUAUUAUUAUUCAUGCUAAUCAGCUCAUCAGGGCGGCUUAUCCUGCCAUGAAAAAAGUGGCAACUGAGAUCCUGACAGCUGGCCGUUCCCAGGAGGUGGACGGCGAGAUUAUGCCCAUAAAGCAGGUGAUAAGCUUCAUCGACGAUAACACUGGUAAUGGCUUUAAAAUGAGUCACACUGCGUGA
Perkinsus marinus ATCC 50983 is the source of this 978-nucleotide messenger RNA. Its product is annotated as Phosphoenolpyruvate phosphomutase precursor, putative. NCBI's taxonomy places the organism in Eukaryota, Perkinsozoa, Perkinsida, Perkinsidae. The transcript is spliced from 8 exons. Gene Ontology annotation, molecular function: phosphoenolpyruvate mutase activity. The coding region runs from base 1 to 978 and encodes 325 amino acids. The record is from RefSeq and is a predicted model, not a curated record.